AUGAUUGAAAGGGGUGAAGCUGGACCUGAUCCUCUGGAGCCAAUUGUUGUUGCUGAUAUUCCAGAUGCUAAUGCUACAAUUGAUCAACCUAUUUCAGACACUGGUGACCAAUUUGAAACUAAUGACUAUGAAGGAUUUCUAGAUCUUGGUUUCAUGCAACAAGUUUUUGUUUCUGCUGUUCCAUUAAACAUUGUAUAUCCUAGUUCUUGUUUUGAGGGGGAUGUUUCUCAAGAGUUUCCUCAAGGAACAAAUAGUGACAUUGAUUUUGAUGAUGCUUACCUAUCGACGAAGUUAAAUAGAUCAUGCUGGAAGUUUGAUAGAAAGAAGUUUGGAGAAAAAGCACAUUGUUUCAACAACAAUAUGGAUAAACAACACAUUGUUUCAAAUCUAUAUAACCAGAUUAAUAGAAAGAAGCUGGAGAGGUUCUUAAGAAAAAAUCCUAAUCCCAUCAUCAGAGUAAGAUGCACCAAGCCAAAGAAUGAUUCACUAAAGCUUCACUUGGUAAGAAAGAAAACUGAGUAUGAAUAUACCGAAGUUAUGUUUGCUCAUCAACUAGUCAAAUUCAGCUACAACAAGUGGAUGCAGAUUCUUGAAAUCAUCAACAAGUAUAAAAGUGUUCAUGCCCAAGAAGUGAAGUUGGAAAUCCAACAACUUCUCAACAAAGUGAAGAAACCAAACCUGGUACCGUCUACUGGUCCAUUAGCGAGUUCAUCUAGAUCAGCCUCAUCAGGAAGAACAGACGCUCCCCAACAUUCCAAGACUACUAGGUUUCUUCUUCCUUAUGGUACUAGAUACAUCAAUGAUGAAUUACCAAUUGGUGUUGAACCUAUUCAGUACAUGUUUAUUCCAAAACCAGAGCACGGAAUCUUUUAUCUCAACAGUCAAAAUCAGAUAUGCUUUCAACGCACUGAUGGCCUUCCAUCUGCUCCUACUGAGCACUUGUUUUGA
Molecule: messenger RNA, 948 nt
Organism: Lactuca saligna
Lineage: Eukaryota; Viridiplantae; Streptophyta; Magnoliopsida; Asterales; Asteraceae
Source: the annotation of a GenBank genome assembly